Molecule: messenger RNA, 498 nt
Organism: Medicago truncatula (barrel medic)
Lineage: Eukaryota; Viridiplantae; Streptophyta; Magnoliopsida; Fabales; Fabaceae
Product: PLAT domain-containing protein 3
Exons: 2
Coding region: 1-498 (165 amino acids)
Molecular function (GO): protein binding
Source: RefSeq, a predicted model, not a curated record
AUGAAGAAUCACUCCUUAGAGUUCUUUCUUCUUCUAACUCUCUUCCUUCAUGCAAAUACAGGAGACUCCAAUGAGUGCGUAUACACAAUAUAUGUAAAGACUGGAUCAAUCAUCAAAGGUGGAACAGAUUCGAAAAUCAGCAUUAGAUUCGACGAUGCAAAGAACCAAUCAGUGUGGAUCCCAAACCUAAAAUCAUGGGGUGCAAUGGGAGAAGGUCAUAACUACUUCGAGCGUGGAAAUGUGGAUGCCUUCACCGGACGUGGACCAUGCAUCAACUCACGUGUUUGCCGCCUCAACCUCGCCUCAGACGGAUCUGGGUACCACCAUGGGUGGUACUGCGACUACGUGGAGGUCACCUCCACUGGUCCCCACAAACCUUGUUCCCAAACCAUCUUCUAUGUUGAUCAGUGGCUUGCCAAAGAUGUUGCACCCUAUAACCUCAGUGUUAUCAUUGAUCGUUGUCGUCUCACUGCUCCCCAUUCUUCAUCCUCUGCAUGA